AUGGCUAAACUUCUAUUGCUGUCCAUCGCCGCAUUGGCUACACUGUCACAUGCUCUGACUCCAAACUGCUCCGUAGCAGCUUUUGAGGCGAUCGUUCCACCCACCGCUACAGUGGUUUUGGUCCAGGAAGUAUCUCAAAAUGCCACGUUCACCGUGCCAGUUGCCGACACUGGAUUUCCAACCAACCCGGCACGACUACCUGCUCUCUGUGCCAUACAGAUUGAGAUGUCCACGGAGGCAGGCACUACUUUCAAUUGUGGUCUCUUCCUUCCCAAGAACUGGACUGGCCGCUUCUUGACUUCUGGAAAUUCUGGGUUUGCUGGAGGUGUCAAUUAUCUUGAAAUGGGUGCUGGUGCCUCUUAUGGUUUUGCCGCUAUGUCGACUGAUACUGGACAUGAUUCAAGUGUAUUUGGUAACGCUUCUUGGGCCGUUGACCCUGAAUCCGUAACAGAUUGGGCUUGGCGUGCCAUGCAUCUGUCUGUUGUCGCUGCCAAGGAGGUAGUUGAAGCAUACUAUGGCAAAAAUAUCACUUACGGUUACUACAACGGCUGCUCCACCGGAGGACGACAAGGAUUAAAGGAAGUCGAGGAGUUCCCAGACGACUUUGAUGGUGCAGUAAUCGGUGCCCCUGCUUGGUGGACUGUCCAUUUACAACUAUGGAAUGUUCAAACGGCGCUUUACAAUUAUCCAUCAACCGCGCCUGGCUACAUCCCAAGCAAAUCUCAGCUCGACACUCUGUAUCACUAUUACAAUGACUGGGUAAUUGGUAACCAGACAUUCGUCUUCCCUCACUUUGAGAUCGGUAGCGAAGGUCUCUGGGGAGGCGGUUCGUCACCCGAUCUCGACUACCCACAAUAUUUCCUUGGUUUAGGAACCAAUUUCACUGCUGAUGAUUGGGAUCCCGAAUAUCUUGUCGCGUUGUCUGAAGCUCUCAACCCUGGCAAUGCUACUGCUGACAAUUUCGAUCUUUCUCCCUUCUAUAAGAAGGGUAGCAAGAUUAUCCAUUACCAUGGUAUGGCAGAUAAUUCUAUAGCGACCGCCAGCAGUGUAUACUUUUACGAACAUGUGUUGCGCACUUUAAAAUCCCAAGGCAUUGAUCUGGAUGACUUCUAUCGAUUUUUCUUGGUCCCAGGAAUGGAGCAUUGCAGUGGAACUCCUUCUACCCAGAACGCGCCUUGGUACAUUGGAGGUACUACCCAAGCAUCGGUCAUUGGCGAUGAUUCCACCGGUUAUUGGAUCCAUAGUAAGCCUGGUUUUGACAAUGCUCAACAUGAUGUAUUGCUUGCCUUGAUCGACUGGGUCGAAAAUGAUACCGCACCAACUCAAGUUAUUGCAACUAAAUGGAAUGAUGAAGCUACAUUGGAUUACGUCACCAACCAACGACCAAUCUGUAUGUACCCUCAACAGGCAAAGUACGUGGGUACUGGAAACACAAGUGUUGCAACCAACUGGGAAUGUCAAUCACUUUACUAG
Messenger RNA from Botrytis deweyae, 1473 nucleotides. RefSeq lists its product as uncharacterized. The coding region runs from base 1 to 1473 and encodes 490 amino acids. The transcript has 5 exons. The record is from RefSeq and is a predicted model, not a curated record. Lineage: Eukaryota; Fungi; Ascomycota; Leotiomycetes; Helotiales; Sclerotiniaceae.